AUAGGCAUACACCAGCUCUAUUAGCAUUUGGUAGCAAUGACCAGGGAGGAUGUUGCUUCCAUGUUUGCCGUUGCUCUCUUCAUCGGAGCAUUCGCUUCUGUUCCUACAAGUGUGGAAUCCAUCGGCGUGUGCUACGGCGUGAUCGCCAACAACCUCCCGCCGGCGAACGAGGUGGUGCAGUUCUACAGGUCCAAUGGCAUCACCGGCAUGCGCAUCUACUUCGCCGACGCCAAGGCCCUCUCCGCGCUCCGCAACUCCGGCAUCAGCCUCAUCCUCGACGUCGGCAACGACCAGCUAGCCAGCCUCGCUGCGAGCACAUCCAACGCGGCGUCCUGGGUGCAGAGAAACGUCCGGCCAUACUACCCGGCCGUGAACAUCAAGUACAUCGCCGCCGGCAACGAGGUGCAGGGCGGCGCCACGCAGAGCGUCGUGCCGGCCAUGCGCAACCUCAACGCGGCCCUCUCGGCCGCUGGGCUCGGCGCCAUCAAGGUGUCGACCUCCAUCCGGUUCGACGAGGUGGACAAGUCCUUCCCGCCCUCCGACGGCGUGUUCAAGAACGCCUACAUGAGGGACGUGGCCCGGCUCCUGGCGAGCACCGGCGCGCCGCUGCUGGCCAACGUCUACCCCUACUUCGCCUACAAGCGUGACCCGCAGAAUAUCAAGCUCAACUACGCGACCUUCCAGCCGGGCCCUACGGUGCGGGACGACAAGAACGGGCUGACCUACACGUGCCUGUUCGACGCCAUGGUGGACGCCGUGGUGGCGGCGCUGGAGAGGGCCGGCGCGCCGGGGGUGAGGGUGGUGGUGUCGGAGAGCGGGUGGCCGUCGAUGAGCGGGUUCGCGGCGACGGCGGACAACGCGAGGGCGUACAACCAGGGGCUGAUCGACCACGUCGGCGGGGGCACGCCCAAGAGGCGUGGCGCGCUGGAGACGUACAUCUUCGCCAUGUUCAAUGAGAACUUGAAGAGGGGGGAGCUCGUCGAGAAGCACUUCGGGCUGUUCAACCCGGACAAGUCGCCGGCGUACCCCAUCCGGUUCCAGUCUUAGUCUAGCUAGCUAGCUAGCUUACACGUACGUAGAUCUUUUUUUUUUUUUUUGCGGGCUACACGUACCUAGGUCUUCUUCAGCCUAAAUAAGCUGCACGUACGUAAUACGGCGGCAGCCAAGUGCAAGUGCAACGGCCAACGGGCAUACGUACGUACACAGGUUUGACACGUCACACGUAUACGUUCAUCGAUCCAUGGGAGAGUGAAACCCUGGUGGUGAUACAUCAUCUAUCAUGAUAUAUGAAUAAAGAUAUGGAAGCAGUUAUGAAUUUGUGAACCA
Molecule: messenger RNA, 1326 nt
Organism: Hordeum vulgare subsp. vulgare (domesticated barley)
Lineage: Eukaryota; Viridiplantae; Streptophyta; Magnoliopsida; Poales; Poaceae
Product: glucan endo-1,3-beta-glucosidase GII-like
Exons: 2
Coding region: 37-1047 (336 amino acids)
Biological process (GO): carbohydrate metabolic process
Cellular component (GO): plasma membrane
Molecular function (GO): hydrolase activity, hydrolyzing O-glycosyl compounds
Source: RefSeq, a predicted model, not a curated record